AUGGCCCUGUCCAAAAAACUGAGGCUCCUGCUCUUCCUGGCGUCCCAGCUGGCUCUGCUGUUCCUCCUGCUCUGCGCGUACAGGGGCGAGGGCGAGGGCGGCGGGCAGCGGGAGCGCGCGCAGCGCGUGCACGUGCUGGUGCUGUCGUCCUGGCGCUCGGGCUCGUCCUUCGUGGGCCAGCUGUUCAGCCAGCACCCGGACGUCUUCUACCUGAUGGAGCCCGCCUGGCACGUGUGGAUGACCUUCACGCAGAGCACGGCGGGGACGCUGCACAUGGCGGUGCGGGACCUGGUGCGCUCCAUCUUCCUGUGCGACAUGGACGUGUUCGACGCCUACCUGGCGCCGGGGCCGCGGGCGCAGUCCAGCCUGUUCCAGUGGGCGGUGAGCCGGGCGCUGUGCUCGCCGCCCGCCUGCGGCGCCUUCCCGCGCGGGGCCAUCAGUAGCGGGUCGGUGUGCAGGCCGCUGUGCGCGCGCCAACCCUUCGCCGCCGUGCGGGAGGCCUGCCGCACCUACAGCCACGUGGUGCUCAAGGAGGUCCGCUUCUUCGACCUGCGGGUGCUGCAGCCGCUGCUCACCGACCCGGCGCUCGACCUGCGCCUGGUGCACCUGGUGCGCGACCCCCGCGCCGUGUUCCGCUCGCGCGAGCACACGGCUGGGGAUCUGAGCAUCGACAGCCGCAUCGUGCUGGGGCCGCGCGGGCAGCAGCUCCGGGGGGAGGAGCAGGCCUACCGCGCCAUGCAGAUCAUCUGCAACAGCCAGCGGGACAUCCUCCGGGCCGCGCAGGCCCUGCCGGAGGCGCUGCGGCGCCGCUACCUGCUCGUGCGCUACGAGGACCUGGCGCGCACGCCCCUGGCCCAGGCCGGCCGGAUGUACGAGUUCGCGGGCCUGGACUUCCUGCCCCACCUCCGGACCUGGGUGCACAACAUCACCCGCGGCCAGGGCCUGGGCCAGAGCGCCUUCCAAACCAACGCCAGGGACGCCGUGAAUGUCUCCCAGGCUUGGCGCUGGUCCCUGCCUUUCGAGAAGGUCUCCCGACUCCAGGAAGUCUGCGGCGACGCCAUGGAUUUGCUGGGCUACCUUCGGGUGGGAUCCAAACAAGAGCAGGCCAACCUGUCCCUGGAAGUCCUCUCCUCCGAGAACCCCUGGACGAAGGUCUCCCGGGAGGGCUGA
Messenger RNA from Dipodomys ordii (Ord's kangaroo rat), 1170 nucleotides. It is a transcript of the gene Chst4, whose product is annotated as carbohydrate (N-acetylglucosamine 6-O) sulfotransferase 4. Gene Ontology annotation, cellular component: Golgi membrane. Gene Ontology annotation, biological process: N-acetylglucosamine metabolic process; protein sulfation; carbohydrate metabolic process. The transcript has a single exon. The record is from RefSeq and is a predicted model, not a curated record. Bases 1 to 1170 code for a protein of 389 amino acids. Gene Ontology annotation, molecular function: N-acetylglucosamine 6-O-sulfotransferase activity. NCBI's taxonomy places the organism in Eukaryota, Metazoa, Chordata, Mammalia, Rodentia, Heteromyidae.